AUGACCACCACAGGCUCCCGUCUAGCAGGCAAAGUCGCCAUUGUCACCGGCGGUGGCUCUGGCUUCGGAGCCGCCAUCGCCCUCCGCUACGCGCAGGAGGGCGCCCAAGUCAUCAUCGGCGACAUCAACACCGCCGCCGGCGAGGCCGUGGCCUCGCAACACCCUUCAUGCAUCGCCUUCCAGAAGAUGGACGUGUCCUCGCGGCCGGACUGGGAGUCCAUCAUCGCCACCGCGGUCCAGGCCCACGGCCACGUCGACAUCCUGGUCAACAACGCCGGCACCACGUACCGCAACAAGCCCACGGCCGAGGUCACCGUGGACGAGUUCCAGCGCGUCUUCGAUGUCAACGUGAAGAGCAUCUUUCUGGCCUCGCAGACCUUCAUUCCCCGGUUGAUUGAGCAAGGGAAAGGUGGGUCGAUGAUCAAUAUCUCCUCCACGGGAGCCCAGAGGCCGCGGCCGGGAUUGGUGUGGUAUAAUGCUUCCAAGGGAGCGGUGUCGAAUGCCACAAAGGGUCUUGCUGCCGAGUACGGCCCACAUCUGAUCCGCGUCAAUAAUGUCUGCCCUCUUCUCUCAGGCACUGGUCUCUUCGAAAUGUUCGUCGGAGUUCCCGACACUCCCGAGAACAGGGCGAAAUUUGUCGCCAAUGUUCCUCUGGGUAGGCUUACCGAUCCCAACGAUGUAGCAAAUAUGUGUCUAUAUCUUGCCUCUGACGAAGGCGCCUUCAUAAACGGCACUGAUAUGAUCGUUGAUGGGGGAAAAUGUAUAUAA
Molecule: messenger RNA, 768 nt
Organism: Ophidiomyces ophidiicola
Lineage: Eukaryota; Fungi; Ascomycota; Eurotiomycetes; Onygenales; Onygenaceae
Exons: 3
Coding region: 1-768 (255 amino acids)
Source: RefSeq, a predicted model, not a curated record